Trametes versicolor FP-101664 SS1 is the source of this 1547-nucleotide messenger RNA. RefSeq lists its product as uncharacterized. The record is from RefSeq and is a predicted model, not a curated record. The transcript is spliced from 7 exons. Bases 747 to 1295 code for a protein of 182 amino acids. NCBI's taxonomy places the organism in Eukaryota, Fungi, Basidiomycota, Agaricomycetes, Polyporales, Polyporaceae.
GUUACGAGAGCUCAGGCAGAGGCCUACGAGCUUUCGGACAGUUGCCCCAAGAUGGAGGGCUUCCCCCCCAGCCAGUAUGGGAACAGGAUACUGGGGAACCCACAACGGCCGCGCCCACGGUCGUUUGAAACGGAGGCAGUUCCUCACCGAGCGCCCACUUUCCGAAGCGAGCAUGCCCCUCGAGACCAGCGCGGAAUCACACCGCGCCGCGUAGGUACGUUCAUCCUCCCGCGGUACAUCCGUGCGCACCUAUUCCCGCUCACCCCGUUGCCCUCGGCUCGUCGUGUCGCUCCGUGGUUGGCGUGCCACUCAGUGGGCUCGGAGCGUCCCUCCGGUCUUCUCGUAAGAUCGGCAAAGGAGCGGUAUCCAUACGACGGAGGACGGCUUGGCUCCGACAGAUAGUCGGUGCACGGACCAUGGUACGUCGAAGACAGGGGAGCGAGACGGCCCUCCGCCUCCACCUCCGCCGCCUCGCUUAAAUCUCCCCUCCUCCCCGUCGUGUCGCUUGCAUUUGUACGUACGCCGACUCCGUCCCUCAGCUUGCGACAACCCUUCGUUCUGCCUGUAACAGUUCCGUCCCCGACCGCCCUCGGCUUCGCGCAGUCCUGGUGCCGUCCGGUACGUAUUUGGUGCUUCCAGAGUGCGGUCGCUGACCCCCCAUUGUCGUAGACCUGCCCGCAGUGCACACUCGCACUCGACAGCAUGGCACGAGGCCUUUGAAACGAGGUGAGUCCGUGCUGCUGAUCAUGUGGAAGGCGGACUCCCUUGACGUUUUGCCAGGCUUUCUUCAACCCUCAACUGGCUGCGCACACCAUUCGAGGCUAGGCCGUCUUGAUGGCCGACGGAAGUCGCAGAGCCCUGUUUGUUGCUUCCAGAGUGAUGUCGCGACUCGUGCCGUGCCGUGCUCUUCCUCGACAACGCGGACAACGGGGCGAGUGUCGCGCCAGGAGAAAACCACGCGGCAAGCUCUGCGCGAGUGGGCGCGCAGGAUGCACGACUUCGCGCACGCCCUCCCCGCGCUCACAGCUCAUGCGGCUUCUUUUCGCGCACAGACGUGCGCCGGGACAAGUCCGCCACCGAGCGUGCCCGCGCAUUUUCGAGGCGACACACGACGAUCUCGCGGGCCGCUCAUAGACAUACAGUACGCAUCCUCCAAGGUCACCCAUUUGGAUCCUCGUUGCCCAGGUCGCCUGCAUCUCGCCGCUUGCGGUGCUUCGCGCAGACAUAGAGACUUACCUCUAUUCGACGGCCGCACGCAGGAACAUGCCGCUGCAAGUUCACGUCGCCGCCGAUGACCGCGACGCGUAGCGGCGCACGUCAGUACGGUGCGUAUCACGGUACAGGACGGCGGCGCCACAGGCCACACGGCCGGCGAGCGGAAUAUGUCUCCUAAAACGGUCCUUCAAGAGCCCCGGCCGCUUACUCCUCACGCCCCGAGGCGUACCUCCGUGGCGCUCGCAGGAUCCUCUUUAGACUUCGGUACCGGCAGCCACGUGCACAACGACAACACACGCGGCCCGGAAACGAUGGCGCGGCGCGGACAUUAG